AUGAUUCGCACCGAGAGGCGCCGGGACGGCCCCAGAGGAAGGAGGGGAAGGGAGGGGGGGGCUCAGACUGCCGCGGGGCCGCAGCCCCGUCCCUCUGCCCCCUUCCCAACCCCCCCUCCCGCCCCGGCAGAAGGAACAGCACCGCCACGCACCGACGGUACCGCGGCAGCCACGAACCCGGCACCGAGUCCCAGCUUUCAGCAGGAAAAGAAAACCGAGCCACGACCCGAGGGCGGAACUGUCGGUGACGAUGCUACGUUUGCUUUGGUUUGGGCCUCUUUUCAUUACUUUGGUUUCUUUCCCUUUUCCCUUUGCUUGAGAGACGAGGACGGCGGUGCUUUGGUGGGGAGGGGAGGGCCGGUUGGGUCGGGGAUGGAUUUCGUGGGUUCGGAUUUAUUUUUGUUAUUAAUUUAUUUAUUAAGUAAUUUAUUUAUAUUUUCCUCGAAUGCGCUUUUUCGCGAGGCUUUGCCCACGGCUCUGUCUGUGCUGAGCCCUGAGAGCCGCCGCGCUCCUUUGUGCGGUUCCCCCUCUCUGUGCGGUUCGCCCCUCCCCGCACACCCCCUUCCCCCUCCCCCCCCCUCCUUCCCCGGCCCCGUUCCCUGCGGGAUAGGCCUGCGGGAGGGGAUGGGAGAGGAGCGGGUAGGGGUUCCACCCGUGGGGUGCGCGCAGCUCCGUGCGGCCGCGGCUCUGUCGGCCCCCUCCCUCCGCUCCCAUCCGGUCCCACUGCGUUGGGGCAGGGACGGCCCUGGAGUGCUGCCCCCGAGUCCCUGUAGGAGUUUGGGGGCUAUGGCACCGGAUGGUAGUGGGGGGGAGGGUGGUGGGGUGCAGAGGGGAAGCGAGGAGGCAGAGUGGCAUUUGUUUCCGAGGGGCUGCGGGCAAAAGGAACAACGUAAUUUGGACUGAAAAGUCGUUCACUGGGAGUAACAACCGUUGGGUAGGGGAUGGAUUCUGUGUGUGUGUGUGGGGUGGGGGGGGGGGGGGGUCAGUUUGCACUGUGACAGCCUCCCGGAUUGCAGGAGGUAGUAUUCUGGCAAUCCCGAUGCUGACACCAAUAGUCAGGGUGCAGCGUUACGCGAAUGAAAAAGUGAAAUAGAACGAAACGAUCAGACCUCGUUAGGUAGAACUGAGCGCCGGAGCCGGGGCAGGGGCAGGGGCAGGGCCGGCUGUUCGCGUCUGAGCAGGCAGGAAACCCUGAAAACAACCCCCCCCCCCUCACACCCCAUCCCUCCCCAUUUAAAACAAAACAAACAAUAGCCUGAAAUCGUGCACGCCCCGAACGAGGGAAAGGGGAAACAAGGCACAGAGAGAGCCGUGACAGAGCUUCGGCGUUAUUUAUUUAUUUAACUACUUAUUUUAUUACGACGAUUAUUAAUAUUAAUAUAAUUAUUAUGAUUUGGUGUAUCAUUGUUUGCAGCGCAAACAUUCUAUGCAUUCUGAAACUGAGCACUAACUAGAAUAGCGUCUGGUAGAACCUUUGUGGAUGGUGUGAUCUCACAGUCUGACUGCCUGUUUUCACCGGGGACACCAACAUUCUUGUCACGUUCUUGUAUUUAGAUUUAAAAGAGGGGGGAAAGAAAAAAAUUAAAAAAAAAAAUAGGGAAAAAAAAAAGAGAGAGAGAGGAAGAGAGAGAGAGAAGAAAGACGAUUGUAAAUAUUUUCUUUAAUGCACAGAAAACAAAACAAACAAACAAACAAACAAACAAAAAAGGUGACAAACUGCAACCACGUGUGGAUCCUGAGAUGUCUCACGAAUACGCUGUCCGUGUGCGUCUGCUGAGCUUUCUCCUUGGUUGUGUCCUUACUCCGUUUCUUUCGUUUCCAUCAGAAGUAUUUCCGUACGCCAAAAUACAACGGGGAGAUGCGUCCCAGCAUACUUACACAUAGAACAAACGUGGAAACAGAAUAGUUGUUAUUAUUGGGUGCAUUGGAAAAAUAAUCGUGAUAAUAGUAUUUCCGAGACACGGCUGCUAAAUUGAAGGUACGGCCGUGGGCCGAUGGGAGUAAUUCUACCAAAAAAGAAAAUAGUGAUGAGAGAUGUAUUUUUCUGCUAAAUCCAGAAAUCCUUACUUUGAGAUAGCUCUUAUGUGAAAAUCGGUGCUCCGAAUAAAAUGAACUAUAUAUUAAUUA
Molecule: messenger RNA, 2127 nt
Organism: Gallus gallus (chicken)
Lineage: Eukaryota; Metazoa; Chordata; Aves; Galliformes; Phasianidae
Exons: 1
Coding region: 1-903 (300 amino acids)
Source: RefSeq, a predicted model, not a curated record